AUGGGCCUCUCAGAACUUUGGAAAUACUUCCACCAGGAGCCCGAGUUCCAUGCUCUCCAAACUGAGAGUUAUGAUGUUGAUGAGGGAGAUAAUGAGUCAGAGAAACUGUUACCAAGGAGGAGUCUUGCAAGAAAGUCUGCUCUUCCAACAGCCUGUAUCUCCUUGACGAUUGUAAACGUGUUUAUAUUGAGCAUUACCAUCUUCCUGGUCUUCAUUGCAAGAGGAAACCUCUCAAGGAACGAGAAGAAUGCCGUUCUCAGACCAGUUUCAUGGUGGUCACCGGUCCUCGACGAUAUAGAGAUUCCACGAUAUACCACAAGGCUGAAUGGGACGCUUUUUGCUUUACCAGAGGUCUCGAUUGCUCGUGAGGAGCCCAGUGCUGAAAAUGACGCAGCUUGGGCACAAUAUGAAAAGGUCUUAACACAUGUCGUCACUCGCGAGCAGAUCAUCAAGCUGGGUAAAGACCCCGAGACAGUUGCUCGCUUCGAUGAAGAAUACUGGGACAUGGGAGAUGAUGCGUACAUGGUCCAGCUCGAUGUUAUGCAUGUAAGAGCUCCAGUGUUUUGGGGGGCAGCGGAUAGAAAACUGUAUUUUGUAUUCACUGACUUGGGAAAUGCACAGCAAAUCCAUUGCCUGAACCUACUCCGCAAAGCCGCUUUUGAGGACUACCCCGGCUAUGAGCCCAAGUUAGACGUCAAAGAUAAGAUGUGGUGGAUUCAUCUUGGCCAUUGCACCGAUAUAUUACUCCAAAAUCUUCAAUGCAAUGCUAACACUGAGGUUUUGACACUAACCUGGGUAGAAGACCGCCAGGUUCCUUGGCCAGACUUCAGUGUGAAUCGAAAAUGUCGCGACUUCAAUGCGCUGGUGGACUGGCAACGUGAAAAUGCUGUUGACGCCGACAAAUUCGAUGCAAUGCCUGUUCCUACAAAUGCUUUUGUGUGGCCGGCGCCUUGGAAGAAACAAGAUUACGAACUUGGUAUCAAAUUAGGCGAUCAUCAUCUACAGGAAGGGGAGGAACUCGGGGAUCCACAUAUGCAUCAUAACCAUCAGCUUGAGGAAAAUUGA
This is a messenger RNA of Talaromyces amestolkiae, 1065 nucleotides long. RefSeq lists its product as uncharacterized. Bases 1 to 1065 code for a protein of 354 amino acids. Gene Ontology annotation, biological process: mycotoxin biosynthetic process. NCBI's taxonomy places the organism in Eukaryota, Fungi, Ascomycota, Eurotiomycetes, Eurotiales, Trichocomaceae. The record is from RefSeq and is a predicted model, not a curated record. The transcript has 2 exons.